AGCGAUUAUUCCUAUACAACCAAUUAUUUUAUUUAUUCAAAUGCUUACAGUUCAAAGAUAAAUAUCCUCUAUUAUGACGGAUUAUCAUAGAAUACGACAAUAUGACAACUGAACAAUACUUGUCGCCUAUGACAUCAUAGGUGGAAAACUAUUGAUGAAAAUGUGGCAAAUACUAAUAAUUAACCACCACUCUUUGUGAAUCAUUUGACUGCAACAUGUUGGGGAAACUUGGUUCGAGGACUGACAACUCAAUACUUAUGCUGUUGGGAGUUUUAUUAAUAAUUUCCAAUUUUCAAGUUGACGCAAGCGUUGAAGAUCAUGAUGGCUUCAAAACAGCAAUCUUUUCCUCAGACCCAACCCACCUACCAGACUCUCUUCAGCACAACGAGCUCUACGACAAACUAUACAGGACAAUCAUCUACUCCCGUCUGCUAGUCUCGGAAGAAAUCCUCACCAAACUCCUCGACACACUAUUGAAUCAACCAAAAAUCCUUGAUUUCCUAAAAUCUGACGAUUUGCAGAAAGAUUUCAAACUGCGCGCAGAUUUGAGCUUUAUUCUAGUUGUAGAAGCAGUGUUGUACUAUCAUUUUCUCGAGUACCCCAACCAUCUUCAAAUCUUCCAAACCGCCAUUCAACAAUGGAAAGACGAAUGUUUCCAACCUCCCGAAACUUUUACAAACCUAACCCCUUCACAAAUUAAAGAACAAAUAACCAAUUUAAAAUCAACUUCAAGAUUCACGGCCGUCGACGAAGUAAUUCAGAAGGCACGAAGUCAUAAGCAGAUAGCAAUUGUUUAUGAUUUGCUUAGCUCAGCUAUAUGGUUGGAAAUCACGAAAUUUCUGGUGAUCACUUCAGAACCGGCCGAUAGGAGAGUUUUGUUGCUGAAAGUAUCUAAAUAUCUUGAGAAUUUUGGAAGGAAAGUCGUUUUUAGAACGGUCUCUUUAAACGAAGAUGAAACAACUCAUUUGAGUUUAUUUCUGCAAAUUGUGUAGCUCUGGAGGGGGAAUACACCGGAAGUAUCCAAAUAUAUUUAGAAUUUAGAUUUUAUUGAUUUUUGAAUCUAUAGGUCUAAUAAUUAUUAAUUUUUUUCUUUAUUGUCAAUACUAUAGCUAUCUAGUCUGGAGACUAAUGAGCUAAUUUUUUCUACCCUAGCAUACUACUUGAAAAUGUUAACAGCGAAUAUCUCAUUAGAUAUUCUUACUGAUAUUGAUUGUUUAAUUAAUAUGUACA
Messenger RNA from Nilaparvata lugens (brown planthopper), 1230 nucleotides. RefSeq lists its product as uncharacterized. Bases 216 to 992 code for a protein of 258 amino acids. The record is from RefSeq and is a predicted model, not a curated record. The transcript is spliced from 2 exons. NCBI's taxonomy places the organism in Eukaryota, Metazoa, Arthropoda, Insecta, Hemiptera, Delphacidae.